This is a messenger RNA of Emiliania huxleyi CCMP1516, 1005 nucleotides long. RefSeq lists its product as hypothetical. The coding region runs from base 1 to 1005 and encodes 334 amino acids. The record is from RefSeq and is a predicted model, not a curated record. NCBI's taxonomy places the organism in Eukaryota, Haptophyta, Isochrysidales, Noelaerhabdaceae. The transcript has 3 exons.
AUGGAGGGCCGAUACACCCCCUACGAUAGCCUGCCUGACGAUGACUACGAUAGCCUGCCACCUGACGACUCGCUCUCACUGGAGGAAGAGGCAACCGAUGCGGGCGAUGCGCCCGUCAUGGGGUUGCUCGUUGCUCCUGCCUGCUUUGCGCUCGGUGCGGCGCUGUACAUCACGAAUGGUGCUUUCCUUGUCGCUCAGACGGCCCUUCUUCUGCUGACGUCCCUGCUGCCCCUUUUGGCUCGAAGCAAUCAAUUUGGGAAGAUCAUCAGCGGAGACGCCGUCGCGAGGCUCUGUGGAUGCGUGAUCUCCCUUGGCCCAAUCUUCCAGGCCGUAUACUGCGCACAGUGCGCCACUCCGCUGAUCAGCGCAACGGAGUAUGCGGCUUACGUCGGCAGCACCCAGGCGAGGCUGGGCCGGGCAGCCUUUGGGGUCAUGCUCAUGUGGAUGCCGCGGCCUCUCGACUGGAAGUGUAGCCGCGCGGUGGAGCAUUGUGCGGGCGUGUGCCUAGUGGAGUUUGUGCGCGCGAGCCGCUCCUGGGCGACCGACAAUCCCUCUGCCUAUGGCGCACACCUUGCUCUCGACCGGGCCGGUGCCUACCUGCUCGGGAUGGCGGCGGGCGAGCUGAUCAUGCAGGGCCAUGUGCCCGCGCAGCGCUUGGCGUCGGCAGUCCGUCAGCAACUGCUCUGCGAAAAAGAGCGAAUGGACUGGGAGUUGCGGCUGCGGACUCGAGGCCUCGGAGCUCCAGCCGCUGAAGCGCUGCCGCCGCUUCUGCCGAGCGUGCACCCCAGCAGCAGCCAUCAGCCGACCCCAGAAGCACGCGACCCCGGCAGCAGCAGCCACGACUCUCGCAGCGAGCCCUCCGCCGCCACCGUCCCGCACGCAGAGCCUGCCAUUUCCGUUGCGCAUUUCCAUCCCAUCGUGCCUAGCUCCUCUGGCGGCAGCGAGAGCGAGUACUUCAGCGACAAGGUUUCGUGUGCCAUGUCAGCGUGGGUCAAGGUGGAGUGA